Chara braunii is the source of this 707-nucleotide messenger RNA. The record is from the annotation of a GenBank genome assembly. NCBI's taxonomy places the organism in Eukaryota, Viridiplantae, Streptophyta, Charophyceae, Charales, Characeae.
CUCGGCGCCUGUGUUGAUCGCCUGAAGAUUUCGGAGAAGCGGAAACGUGGCCCUGAGCCCGUAUUUGAAGACCCGAGUCUGCCAAUGGAGCUGCCCGCCAAGCGCACCCCGAAGCGGGGUAUCUUGAAGCCAGUCAAGUUGACUGGACGAUUGACUCGCUCGAAGUCCAAGAAAGGUGGAGGAGGACUCACCCCCACAUCAACCUCUAAGAAGAUCGCUACUCCUUUGUCCAAGCGGCGCACCCCGUCGAAGAAGAAGAAUCCGAGCUUGACGCCGCUCUCGAAAGCUUCCCUAGAGCGCCUGCGAUAUCGGGACAACGUUCUUCGGGAGCUGAAGGACCUCGAUACCACGAAGCUGCAACGGAUUUGUCGAGAGGAGGACAUCCAUUAUGAUAAGAAGUUUGAAGCAAUCUUUGAUAUCGCGGAUCACCGAACCAAGCGAGCCUUUGCCAGUGCACUGGCCAGAGUCGAACUUGAACGGAACGCGAUCUCCGACGAUACGAACGCCGAGCAGGAGGAUGCACCUGCCACCGAUGUGUGAACGCGGUUAUCUAUACCGCAGCUCUGGAAGGUUUGCCGCUUUCUUUCUCAUCCUUGGUGUGAGUCCACGAAAGUAGACAAACGCGUUGAGAAACUGCUCCGUCUUACCUUUCUUUUGCUUGCAGUCCAAAAACAGAUACGUUGGGCUAAUAAAUUUGUUGACUGUUG